CGUUGACACGACGCACGCUCAAGAGCUUCGACCUUUAACGAGAAAGAUUCCAUCUAGCCAUCUGAUCGCCUGCGAAAGUGAAUGAAAGCGAAGACAAAGUUGGACGUCCCGAGAAAUUGGAGGAUAACGUUUCCUCCUCGUAAACGAUUUCACUUUUUCUGAGCUAAGUAGGUGUUCGCGGUGGACGGUGGAUGAUUCAAGGGAUUGUUAAGAGACUCGGUUCUUGGACGAUAUCUGGUGUUAGUAAACAAUAGCGAGGUAUUCAUUUCUUAAAGUACUAAUUAAUACACUGGUGAUAAACAUUUGGGAAAAUUUCAAUGAAAGAUCUGUCUUCUAUUGUCUAAAUGAUUGUUAAAAGGGGCAGAUCAGUUCCGUGUCGACAGAACAUGUUGAUGAAAGUGCCAUGAUUUAUACCAUGACUUGUGAGGAGGUGACAUGUGACUACAAAAAUUCAUUAUGAAAUUUAGCUGCGUAUAUUGAAUGGGUCUCGACUGACUUUGCGAGAGAGAUCGAACGCUGGGGUGAAUAUUUCUAAACUCGAAUUUAAUUCGGCGAUUGUUCGAGCUGAUGACAUGAUCCUAUUAAUCGAUUGACACAGGCUAAACGUCCAGGCAACUACGAGAUUCUUAGCUCUGUAAAAAAUAUAAAUCGGAUAUCCGAAAGUACCUAAGUUUUAAUAAACGUUACCCCGGCAGACUGACAGACCGCAAACUCAAGCAGUGCGUGAUGCAGUUGUCCGAAAUGCACUUCACGGUGAGGGACACGUGUGCCAAAGAGUUUCGUCGUGCGAUUGUCGAGCUUUAGUGCACCCGCGCGGAGUCAUCAUUCGCGAGAUCUUUAAUCGGCGCGAGGGUGGGUGAUCCGACUCAGAGCAAUCCCCGGGAAGAGUCCAUCGAAACACGAGAGCGUUCCUGACAAUGGAUUCGCAGCAGCUCGUCGACACGGCCUCGCAGAACAGUCAAGACAUCGUUUUACCGAAACCGGCCAGCAGCACACCGCGACACAGCAUCGACGCGAUCCUCGGUUUGGCCAGCCAUAAAAGGACUCAUCAGGAGAUGGAAGACACCAGUCGCGAUACGCAGGAAAACACCGGUGAGAACAGCUGCAACUCCACCGGCGGCGGCAGCGACGAGGAGCUCGGCGCGGGCUGCGGGGAGGACAUAAACGGCAACGGGGGCAAGAAGAAGCACCGUCGCAACCGGACCACCUUCACGACCUACCAGCUGCACGAGCUCGAGAGAGCGUUCGAGAAGUCCCACUACCCGGACGUCUACUCCAGGGAGGAGCUCGCCAUGAAGGUCAACUUGCCGGAAGUUCGCGUUCAGGUCUGGUUUCAGAACAGGCGAGCCAAGUGGCGUAGGCAGGAGAAAAUGGAGGCUGCGAGACUGGGCUUGAGCGAGUAUCAUCACGCCGCUAAUAUGAGGAACGUUGCCGGUCCAGCUCUAGGUCUGCCAGGGGAUCCUUGGCUCGCGCCGCCAGGAUUGCUCAGCGCGCUUCCCGGUUUCCUCGCUGCGCCUCACACGGGCUAUCCCAGCUAUCUGACGUCACCCAGGCGAUUGCCAUCACCGCCAAACGUUGGCGCUGUGGCAAACCCAGUUCCAGGGUCGUUAGCCAGCAGUAUGGCUAGCAUAAGUGCCGGCGGUCACGUGCAACCACCGCCGCCGAGUCCGCCGGGGCACGAUCCUCGCACCUCGAGCAUCCAAGCACUCAGGAUGCGGGCCAAGGAGCACGUCGAGAGCAUCACCAAAGGUCUGCAAAUGGUCUGA
Messenger RNA from Wasmannia auropunctata (little fire ant), 1766 nucleotides. RefSeq names its product retinal homeobox protein Rx1-like. NCBI's taxonomy places the organism in Eukaryota, Metazoa, Arthropoda, Insecta, Hymenoptera, Formicidae. Gene Ontology annotation, biological process: positive regulation of transcription by RNA polymerase II. Gene Ontology annotation, molecular function: RNA polymerase II cis-regulatory region sequence-specific DNA binding; DNA-binding transcription factor activity, RNA polymerase II-specific. The record is from RefSeq and is a predicted model, not a curated record. The coding region runs from base 918 to 1766 and encodes 282 amino acids. The transcript is spliced from 5 exons.